Capsaspora owczarzaki ATCC 30864 is the source of this 357-nucleotide messenger RNA. RefSeq lists its product as hypothetical. The transcript has a single exon. The record is from RefSeq and is a predicted model, not a curated record. Lineage: Eukaryota; Filasterea; Ministeriida; Capsasporidae. The annotation marks the transcript as partial.
CCAAACGAGCGUUAUGACACGGUGCAUGGCAACGGUUGGAUGUCGAGUGUGAUGGACCACGACACCGUUUCGCCGUCUUCCGGAACAGUCCCAUCUUCGCAAAGUGGCGGGCCGAGCAGCGGUACCGACAGUGGGGCAAGCACUAUUGACCGGUCUGACAACAAGGGCUCCGCGCCGAGCAUCGAUCAUAGCAAAUCUGCGAACUGCUCGUGCAGCAGCCUGCAAAAUGCUGUUCGUCCGGUCGCCGAGGCCGGAACAGAGAUGGAGCAGACCCAAACUUCGCUGCCUGGCGAUGAUACGAGCCACGAGUAUACCAACCAUGAUGGCCAGGAUGAGCACGGUUCGACCAGGUUGUGA